CAACAAACAAAGGUGGCCUGCGUUAGUUCAAUUUGAAAUUUGUACAAUCAUAACAUUAUUACUCACAUUACAAUUUGGACGUCGUAAGCGCGACAAGCGUACGGUUAAAAUAAAAUGCUUUAAAAUUGUGGAAAACGUGUUUUAAAAAAAAAAAAACAAAAUUCGUAUAACAAUAUUAAAUUAGACGUGCAAGUUCUAUUCAAGCAAUACAAAUUUUGAAGAAUUCAGUUCCUAACGGUGAAAACCAGUUGCACGACAACAAACAACUCAACGAGCAAGAUCAAAGUACUGCAAUCAGCACAAUUCCAAUUGGAAGCGCUCAAAUUUCCAGUCUAAAAUGGACGCCAAGGAGGACAACAAACAGCAGCAGCAGCAGGAGCAGCCCAUUCGGAACACGGAUGUGCCAAUGCGCACGGACAGCGAGAGCUCCACGGACAGCACAAUGCGCUUUGUGCUGCCCAGCCUCGAUGGCAGUCCACCAAAGGUGGUCACCAUGGACGAGGUGGCCGGCAUGCUAAAGGAUCUCAAGAACAUGGAGCUGGCGCAUGAGAUAGCGCUCAAUCCGGAGUUCAAGCUGCAGCCAUACGAGCCGCCCCUAGACAGCCUGGAGGGUCGCAUCAAGGCCAUGGUGCACAAGGCCUUUUGGAACUUGCUGCGCGAGCAACUGGAACGUGAUCCGCCCUCCUAUGAUCAGGCCAUACGGCUGCUGGGCGAGAUCAAGGAGGAUUUUCCGCAGCUGCUCUCGCCGAACAAUGCGAAUGCCCUGAGCCGCAUCAAUGCUACCCUGGACGAGGCUCUAAUCCGCCAGCAGGCGGAGCAGGGCACCCUGGACUUUCGAUCAUACGCCAAUUUUGUCAUCCAGCUGCUGGCGAGCAUGUGCGCGCCGGCACGCGAUGAGACGGUGGCCAAGCUGCGCGAAAUCGAUGAUGUUAUCGAUACAUUCCGGGGCAUCCUGGAGACCAUGUCCCUGAUGAAGCUGGACAUGGCCAAUUUUAUGGUGUCCGCGGCGCGCAACGAUAUUGCGGCCAACUCUGUGGAGUAUGAGAAGCGAAAGUUUAGCACAUAUUUGCGCGAGUUUCAUGGAAAUGUUGGCUUUCCGGCCACUGAGGAUUGGCUGCUGCGACAUCGGGCCGGCUGCAGCAGCAAUGAUGACAUCAUCUUCAAUGCGUUCAGGCAGCUGCUCAACUAUCCGGCGGACAAGGAGUUUCCGGAGCUGUUGAGCAUCGAUAAGGAACGCUUCGGCGGACUCAGCUGGCGCGGCCAGCGUCUUAUUCUGUGCGCCUCGCUCAUCUCGAUAGCGCAGGGCGUGCCGGUCAUAUCGCAGCGACGCGAAAAUCGCGUCAAGCUGGCCCAGCAGCUGGACAUCCUCGUACAGGACGUGAAGCGCGAGGACCAACUGAGCGCCGCCCUCGACGGCUGCUACGAGCAGAUACGCGCCUUCAUCAACAAAGCGCUGGAGAACGAGCAGCUGCCUCCGCUCAGCGAGCCGCAGCAGGCGCAGAUCCAGAGCCAAGUCCAGCAACUGGCCAACAAGACGUCGCCCGUGCGCACGCUCAUGGCCAACCGAUUGGAUGGAUUUGUGCGCGUCGCGCUGCGCUCGAACGGCAACAUACCGCCGCCGCCCGCCGGCUUUGCGGACUUUGAGGAGGAGCUGGUCGCCUUCAUAGCCUCGUUCCGACGUCUUGUUGGCUACAAUCAUGCCGUCUUCGGGGAAUACUUUACGCAGCUGCUCAAUGGCAAGCAGCCCGCGGUCGAUGCCAACAACGGCGGCAGCAGCAGCACCAACAGCAGCAACACCGCCGGCAACAGCAGCAGCAGCAGCAACAACAACAGCCUGGCAGCGACUGCUGCUGGCCUGGCCCAAACGGCCAAGCCUUAGAGCGAGCCAGCAAUAGGCGAGCGAGCGAGAGAGAGAGAGAGAGAGAGAGAGUGAGUGGAAGACGACGUCUGCUUGGGGCUCAUGCGUUGGAAGCGCAAAUGUUGAUGCAUUAACUAGCUAAAGCCCAACAAACCCACGAGCCACAACAACAACAACAACAACAUUGACAACAUUGACAACAACAACAUUUGGCACAAAUCCUUAACUAAUUAAGCCUAGCUAAUAGCCAAAUGCAACAACAACAACAAUUGUUAAACGGGUGCGCUUAGAGCCAAGUGUUAAACUAGGCCUAAAAUAAAGCCACCAAAACACACACACACACACACACACACACGUUUGUGGGCUGCGUGCGAAGAGAAGGGCGUCUGUGAUAAAAGUAAAAGCAAGGAAAAGCCAACGUUCAAGAAGAAAACGAACACAAAACACAACCAAGCUAAUAGCCAGCUAUAUUCGGGCCUAAAUAAACAACAACAACAACAACAACUGACAACAAGAAGAAGAACAACUGACAGCUGCUAUUCUUCGAUAUACAACAAUAUUAAACAUCAAAUAUAUGAUUAUUUCUAUUAAAACAUAAUCUUAAUAAAUUAAGAAAACAAAAACAUAACAUAAAUAAGCCACCAUAUUUAACAUAUUUACACAACUUAUAUAUAUAUAUAUAUAUUUACAUACCUGUACUAGCCGUAACUCGACUGUAUUUAGUUGUUGGUUCUACAUAUUGAUCCACCUGCGAUAAUGUGCUAAGUUCUUAAAGCGAAUUCUAAACAUAGUUAAAUAACCUAUAUAUAUAUAUCUAUUCUAAGUCUAAGAAAACGCUUUUCAAUAAAUCAAUUCGAAUAAUGUGAGAAACAAAAAGCGAGAUAAAGCGACAAAGUAACGUGUUUUGAGAAUCGAAUAGAGAGGCAAUUCUCGAAGGUUUCCUUUUGCAGAGAAAAAAUUCUAUAUUGAAACAUUUUUUUGGUUUCUGACAAAUUUCGAGAAAUGUAAAUUGCAAAAUUAAUUUAUUAAAGAAUGUGCAGAAAAUAAGCAAAGUUUACGCAAUAAUUUAUCAAAUGUAACUUGGUUUUUUUUUUAAUUUACAGCAAAUUUAUAUAAAUAUAAGUUUUAAAUAUGUUAUUGAAAAGAAAAAGAACUUGGUUUCUUGAUUCUAUUGUGUUAUACGAAAUAUGUGAAUAGUUCUGUGCGGAAUAGCUGCAAUAUAAGUGUGUAAUUUUAAUCGAAAAUAAAACAAAAUA
Messenger RNA from Drosophila novamexicana, 3114 nucleotides. RefSeq names its product T-complex protein 11-like protein 1. The transcript has 6 exons. The coding region runs from base 338 to 1879 and encodes 513 amino acids. Lineage: Eukaryota; Metazoa; Arthropoda; Insecta; Diptera; Drosophilidae. Gene Ontology annotation, biological process: signal transduction. The record is from RefSeq and is a predicted model, not a curated record.